UAGCCGAAAGACACAGACGCGUUCUUGGUGCGAUCAGGAAAGAAAAAAAUAUCUAACGUUACCACUGACCAGCGUGCCGUCGCCGCGUCCCGAAAUCGGCAGCCCAGGGUGUGCGUGCGCAGUUUCCACUUGCUGGUCCGAUCGGUCGUUUGCUAGUGGUGGAAAUUGUGAUCGAGAAAACUAAUCUCGGAAAAGUCAUACUCGAGCAGCAGUAGUAGCGCCUGGUGCGUGCAUUUCAGAACAUACGAGUCUGUGGGAAAGUUUGCACUCUCUGUGUCACUGGUGAACUUUCCUUUAGAAAUUGAUCGUCACGGAUUAAUAGCAGGACUGUGUGCGCGUGUGAGUUUUGGUAUUAUGAAGUUGGAAAAAAAUUCUUGAGGACUGCUAAGAGCAAGAGAAACAGUUUUCGCCGAACCGUGAUCGCGACCGCAGGGAUCUUCAAACUAGGGGCAGUUCUUUUAGAGGCGCUGUCCAUGCAGAGUAUGCAGUUCUGAGGUCAGUUAGUGGAAUGGUAGGCAGCGAGAAAAGAAUAUAUAUUGGAAACGAAAUUGUUAGACGAAAAUCCAAGAAGGUGUUUGGUUAAAGUGGUUCCGUGUGCAUUUUUUCAAACGAAGACAAUCUAUUGUAAACUAAGUCGAAGCGCGUAACAAAGGAAAAUUUUAGUCAGCUGGGUUCGCAGUGCAAGAAUGUUCGUUCUUUUUUUUUCAAACCGAUGCCUACAGUUGCUACGCUGUCUCUACUAAAACGACAAGUGUACAGUGAAAGUGUCUCGCAAUUGUGAAGAGAUGUAGCUCUGAUUAAAUACUCUGUUCAGUUUACAGUCUAAAUCGCAGUGCUUUGAUUUAAUAAUUUCAUAGCUUUUUGAAAGCACAGUACCAUGGAAAAAGAAAAAGAAAAAAUUAAAGUGAGACCUCAUCGGAAGAGAUCGUCAGAGUUUCGGAAAGAUAAUCUUCCAACGCCUCCACCCGACCCCACGCUUGGUCCAUCAAUGAUCGAUUCCAGUGCAGAAAGUCCUUUAGAUAUAGUUCUGACACCAGAUAACGGUGCCGAUUCUAGCACGGACCCGUUCAAGCGUUUGUUCACAUAUUCAGAGCGAGAAAGUCAAUUCCUAAAGCUGCUUUGUGAUAGUGACAGUGCUUCUAGUCUAAACAAAAACCUAUCGUCGUCGGUGGGAACGACCGCGGCAGAGAAGCGAACAGUUUGUGAUAACGCAUCGACGACUGCUCCGACUGUGCCGUUGGAAUGCACCGAAGCUCCAUUCGAUUCAUCCAACGAUUUUCUGAUGCUGUUGAACCGUACGGGUCCCUCCGUUGCGGCGGCUCUCUCUACUAAGGGAGCUCUCGAUCAACUCGAUCGGUUGCACGAUCUCAUCAAACAGCUGCUCACCCUUCAGGAGCAGACCAUGCGGAUGCACUGGCAGCUCAAAAAUGUUGAAACGCUGCGAAAGCUGAAGCUGAUGCAGAAUACGAUUAUUCGAGAUCCUGAAGGAUUUGUGGCGAGCAACAGCAUGCAGGAUGAUAAUUCGGACAACGAUUUGCUUGAUAAUGAAAUCGAACAAAACCUAGCGCUGCUGGAAACGAUCCUUGCAGCUGGUAAUACUGCCAGUAGCAAGAGAAGCAGCUCGAAACGAGAACGCAGUAAAUCCGUUAUCAACGACGAUAUCGGUGGUUUCCAGUCGGCUGUUGGUGGGAGUAAAGGAUCCAGUAGGAACUACCCACUGCGACGUCAGAGUGCAAUAUCGGAUUUCAAGCCGAAGGUUUCUAAAUGGACUAAAGUUAAGGCUGCUUUCAAGUGGGAAAAAACCAGUGCACUUCCAGCGAAUGAAAUCAAGUCCUCGGAAGCUAUGAUGAUACCGAUCAAUAAUGAAGUGGCACGUUAUCUUCGGGUGCCAUCAGUGCCAUGUGUUGGGAGCUCUGGCGAUUCAGUAUUUAGCUCCUCGUCAGGCAUAGUUGUAAGCGGAGGUUCCGGACCGGGGACUCCCGGUGAAAACAGCUUGGCUAGCUCAAACGAAGAUCUUACCGAUUUGAUCGAUGAUUGCCGCAGCGGCAACGACAAAGCGGUCAAGCGGGACUCGGUGAAGAGUACAGAUCAGUCUCGGACACAUGAUGAGGAGUCACGACGCAGCAAAUCAUUGGACGGUGAGGCAAUUUUGGACCCAAUACGGCAAUUGGACAAGAAUAAAAAUAAAUCCGCCUGGAGCAAGGUGAAGGGAAUCGUCAAAAAUCAUCGGGGAUCACUCAAAUCGAACGGGUCGCGCAAAAAUGUGAAACCUUCGAACAGCGUUGGCUGCAGCCGGGAAGCAAGUCCGUGCGAUUCGUUAGAAGCCAGUGAGCUGCAGAGGGAUCGUUCGGAUUCCUUUUCAUCCAAUCAGACUUCUCCUGGCAACAGAAACAAUACACCAACCUUUUUGGCGCUUCCGCCUGGCGAUAAUAAUAGUUGUCCGAAUUCACCGUGUGGAUCACUGCCCGCAACUUUUUCCAGUGACGAUAACGAUUGGAAGUCGGACAGUAAACUUGGUCGUUCUGGCAGUGGAGAACGCGGAUCCGGUGCGACGGGUGCUGCCAAAGAAUCCACAGUAAGUCGAAGCUCGCGUAAAAGCCGACAUAUACCUGAAAUUGAAUCCGUACCUGAGGGAUUACCUAUAGAUCCCAAACAAAGCAGUAUUUGUAGCAAACCAAGAAAAUCGCCACCCAAACCACUAAGUCUUAGGCAGGAUUUUCAGGACACUGAAGGGAUCGCCGAUCAAUCCCUUUCCUCACCCGGAUCUCAGCGAGAGCCGUCCAAGAAUUCACCGAAGAGGAAAAGUCAUGGCGGAGACGAAACAUCGGCUCCAGAGAGUCCUUCAAAGAUGUAUGAUUUUUUCGAAGCGGAAACAGAAGAUAUUUCUAGUGAAGAUGUUUCGGAUCAAAAUACUCCCCACAGAAGAUCCUCGCCUAAAACGAAAAACCUACUGCGACAGCGUGAGGAAAUUGAACAACGCUACAUGGAGCUUCAGAACAAACUGCAACGGGAGUUCGAUGCCAAGCAACAGGAGUGGGAACGCCUUCGUCCGGCAGCUCUUCUACUUACCAACAGUCCUAUUUUUGUUUUAGUAAACCAAUAUCUGAGAGACGACACUCCGCCUAGCCCGAAGCGAGAACAACAAGCGCCCAUUGUGGAGGAAAAUCUUUCGCCAGAUUUUAAGAAGAAACUGACCGAGUGGCGAAUCAAGCAUCAGCCGCAAACCAAACCCAUCAUAUCGAAAGAUUGGCCUGUCGAUGGGAAAAAGAAAACUGCCACGGACUGGCAACUCUGGAAAACCGGUCAAGUUAAACUGGAAGGUCAAGGCCUUACGCAGCUGCCCAAUGCAAAAGAUUUGCCGGAGGAUUUCCAGAAAAAGCUAACUGAAUGGAAACAGAUGAAAGCAGCAAAUAAGGUUCCAUCCUAUGGUGCACAGAGUUCACAGUUAAGUGAUGCCUCAAUGAAGAGACAGCACAGCAAAACUACCGGCGCAACGGCGAAAAAAUCAAAACCUAUGGAGGAGCACAGGGGCGAGGGUUUGUCAAAGCUAAAAGCGCUAGUUAGUACCGAUCCACCUAAAAAGGAGCUGGUCGUUCAAACAACAAAAGGGUUCAUUAAGUUCGAAGGCAUUUCACGGAAAUUCACCCGACGCUUGUUCGAGUGGGAAAAGGCGAAGGGAAUUGGACCAGAAUCAUCGACAAUCGCACUAUUGCAUCCGGGUUAUGCUCCAGUUGUAGUGGAAAAUAGUGGUGAUGUUUUCGAAACAAAACGAGAAAAAUCACCCGGACUUAGUCGAUCGUUGUCGAUGGACAGCAUUUCGCCGAAUCCUUCGGCUCCGUCGAUUUCACAUCAGCCUUCCAGUUUGUCGUUGAAUGACGCUGAUGAGCGGAAGGAAAAUGAAGAAAAGGACUCAGUUACCAACCGAAGGGUAUCGUCCAAUCCAGAACUAGAGCUUUCGGUGGAACGAGAAGAACCGCGAGCAGUGUUGGUGGAGGUCGAGGAGGAUGUGAUGGAAGUCACUGAUCCACUAACGGGUUCCGUAACUCGUUCUACGGUGGAUCGUGCUGUUAGGCAGAACGAAACAGAAGCUGACUAUAACUCGAGACAAUCCAGCAGCAGUGGCACAAUCCUGAAGGACUCCACCAAACUACUGAUACGCCUCCGUGAGCAAGAUUCUGUCGAUCGAGAUGAAGUUCGCCGACUGAAGAUAGUUCUACGGGCGCUGAUUGCAACGUUACCAGAGUUCGUUGAAUCUGGUUCUCGUGAUAGUAUUGCAUUUUUUGCUUACAUGAAAGAACUGGCGCAAGACAUUCUGCGUUACCUGAAUCAUUUCGAGGACGGUUCGCUCAAGCAUGCCAGUGAUGUUCUGAAAAAUGUUCAGAGUAUCAAUUCGUACGUGGCAGAUCUGAAGAAAGCGCUUCACUCGUACAUGAAGUAUGCCUCUGCUGUUGCCCGAAACGAUGAGGAAAUCCCGCAGAUCAGUAUUACUCCAGCAUAUGGAGUGCAGGCAACAAGUUCGAUACAAAGAUCGGACGAUGGUUUCCGCAGUAUGGCAACAAUUAACGUAACGCCCACAUUCGUAUGUAACGCAGUGAAGGUUAACAUCGUCGAUAACAGUAUUGCUAAAACACGCCAAUUUCCUAUAAGCUCCGAGUCAGAUCCAGUUCCGCUAACUUCACAAUCGCCGGAUUCUUCUACCCACGUGGAGGGAGCAACCGUGAUUGAAGAUAGAUCAGAGAGUAAAAAAGUUGCGCGCAAUCUGAGUAAUGGAUCGAGAAAGAAAACUAGAAUCAAACGUAUGGGUUCCCGACAAAAUAGCAAAACUGAAAGUGACAGCGAUGACAGUCCGGCGAACUACGUUUUGGAGGUACCAAGGAAAACGAAGCGCAAAACAAGUCGGGCGAAAAAACCUUCCGAUUCAAUGGAGAAGCUAACCCAACCACAGCAAACAGAUGAAAUAGUCUAUGUGUUCAAGAUCAAACAGAAGACAGAACCACCGGAGAAGCCGGAAUCGAUGAAUACCGCAGUUGUUACGGCAGAAGACAUUGCAUUACCUCCAACAGAAUCAGUGCUGCCAGAGAACGAUGGUAGUUCGAAUUCUACUUCGAAUUGCACGACAAACGUGUUAGUGAAAACUAAGCGUAAAAUUUUCACUGCUGUCGAAGGGGAUUGUUCAAAUAAUGGCGCCACGAGUGUGUCCCCUGCUGUGGUAAGUCGUGAGAUUGAAUCAUCCAGCACUUCCGAUCGUAAGGAUCAACCCGAGCUGUCGAAAAGUGAAGCGAGGAUCGUAACGAAUUUGCCCCCGCUGCCACAAUCUCCGAGUACUCAACGGAGACUGGAAAUGCUGAAAAACAAUACUGCCAAAGAACUCUCCCCCAAUAUUCGAUUAAUGGUGGCAAAGUACAAUCAGCGAUUAUCUUCGGAACGAACGGGUAAUUCUCCGGUCAGUUCGGGGUCAUGUUCGCCAGUAGCCUGGAGAUCACCGGUUCUUGAUCGGCGAGUGAAAAAGCAAACUGAAAAAUACCAGGAAAGUAUUCAACUGUCCAAGUCUGCCAGCGCUGGAAGUAUUCGUAAAUCACUGAAGCAACUGGAAGCAGCUCGAGCGGCUGCUGGUGAGGCCAGACAGGAUACCGGGGAUAGUAGCAAAGUGGUGAAGUCUUCCAGCACCGGAAUGAUUGAGUCAAAUCGAAACAAACCCAAAAGCUUAAACGAGGAGGGUGAUAACAGUGAUUCGCCAAAAAUGACAUUUCUUGCUUACGACAGUUUACGCCGUAAAGAUACACUUUCACGGAUGGAGAGAAAAGAGAUGGAGCAAGAGAGUAUAAAAAAGAUGGAGACAUUGAAGAAAGAACGGCUGUAUAGAAAGAAAACGGAAUCUCCAAAGGGUACCGGUAUUGGUGCAAUUAGGAAAGUUUCAAGAGAAAAGUACACAAGAUGUCGAUCGGUUCCCGGAGAAAAUGUUUCAGAUGAAAAACCUCCUAAGGUAGGCGAAGGCAAACCACCAAGCCCCCGGUUGACUAUGAGAAGAAAGCUUUCCGAACGAGAAACGACACGCUCGGAACCGACUACUCCACUUGAUGAGAACAGAGGUUUGGCAAACAUGAGUCAGCGAGCCUUGAAACUGAGGAAAGCAAAGGAAGAGUUUCUAAGAAAUUCUUCUACAGCAGUUAAAGCCGAGCAGCGUCAGCAAGUGUGGAAUAAUCGUAUCAGCCAGAUAAGUAUGGCGAGCACUAGUAGUGCAGAUGAUGCGCUGCUGUUGAAAAGUGCCAGUGCUGGUAUAUUGGGUGAAGGUGCUAACGAUGGAGGUGACAGCCAGCAAGAGAGUGCAUUCGAGUCACUGCCGGGUGCUUCGUCGGGUAUGUUAAGCAUCGGGGGGGCUACCGAUGAGCUUUCGUCGAGGUCUGCCAGUGCUCACAGCAGCCGAUUUGGCUUAUCGAACCUGGCGUCGAAAUUGAGAAGAGUUAAACUCAGAAGAAGCAGCAAGGAUCUCAGUAAGAUGCAAACCAUUUCCACGCUUUGCCGGCAAAGUCUGAUGGUGGACAUCAGUGGCGAAGCGAUGAGAAUGGGUAGCGAGCAGAACCUGGGUCAGAGCGAUGCCAGGGGUGGGGUCACUGGUGAGUCUUUGAAAAAGUCAGGCAGCGUACAGGCUAUUUGCAAUCGGUUUCGCAAAAGUCACGAACGAAGUGACGAGCUGAAAAAAAGCAGAAGUCUAGGAUUUUUGGAACCAGAACGGAAGGGUUCUCAGCAGUCACAUUAGCUAGAUCGGCAAAAUCAAUAGUA
This is a messenger RNA of Wyeomyia smithii (pitcher-plant mosquito), 6780 nucleotides long. RefSeq lists its product as uncharacterized. The record is from RefSeq and is a predicted model, not a curated record. The transcript is spliced from 12 exons. The coding region runs from base 878 to 6757 and encodes 1959 amino acids. Gene Ontology annotation, molecular function: transcription coactivator activity. Lineage: Eukaryota; Metazoa; Arthropoda; Insecta; Diptera; Culicidae.